Molecule: messenger RNA, 243 nt
Organism: Dovyalis caffra
Lineage: Eukaryota; Viridiplantae; Streptophyta; Magnoliopsida; Malpighiales; Salicaceae
Source: the annotation of a GenBank genome assembly
AUGGAAUUGGAGGGAAUUCACGAGGACUUCACAAUUGUGAAGGAUUCUGAUGUUGAAGGAGAAGAGUGGUGGAUUCUUGGCGUGAAUGGAAGGAUGAGGUGGGGUGGGUUUCAAAGGCGUGCGUGGGAUGUACUGGGAUGCAGAGUGUUGCAUUUUUUUAAGGUGCGCGCGUUGAUGAUGCUUCCAUUGGAGGAGCCUUCUGAGCUACAAUUUUAUUGGAUGGUCGUUGCGUCAAAAUGGUAA